AUGGAUUCUCAUCUUUGCAAAUUCUGGUGGGGAGAGACUUUGGAUCCUAAAGAUAGGAAACUGCAUCUGCUCGGGUGGGGCAUUCUGUGUGCCCCUAAGGCUGAAGGUGGUCUAGGUUUUAGAAAGGAUGAAUUAAAUAACUUAGCUAUGCUGGCUAGAAAUGCUUGGAGAAUUCUUGAAAAUCCAAAUUGUAUGCUAGCCACUGUUCUUAAAGACAAAUACUUUCCUAGAACUGAUUUCUUGAAUGUCAAGUGCACUGAUAAAUGCUCUUGGACUUUGAAGUGUUUGCAUGUUAUCAAAGAACUCAUUAAACCUUCCAUCUCCUGGAUAGUUGGGGAUGGUUAG
Molecule: messenger RNA, 345 nt
Organism: Papaver somniferum (opium poppy)
Lineage: Eukaryota; Viridiplantae; Streptophyta; Magnoliopsida; Ranunculales; Papaveraceae
Exons: 1
Coding region: 1-345 (114 amino acids)
Source: RefSeq, a predicted model, not a curated record